Messenger RNA from Glossina fuscipes, 5452 nucleotides. RefSeq names its product eIF-2-alpha kinase GCN2 (gene Gcn2). Lineage: Eukaryota; Metazoa; Arthropoda; Insecta; Diptera; Glossinidae. Gene Ontology annotation, biological process: DNA damage checkpoint signaling; regulation of translational initiation by eIF2 alpha phosphorylation. Gene Ontology annotation, cellular component: cytosol. The record is from RefSeq and is a predicted model, not a curated record. Gene Ontology annotation, molecular function: ATP binding; protein binding; eukaryotic translation initiation factor 2alpha kinase activity. The transcript has 8 exons. The coding region runs from base 262 to 4866 and encodes 1534 amino acids.
UUUGCCUGAAGCUUCCGAAAAAGAAAAUAAAAAAUUAGGUGUAUAGAAACUAAAUAAAGAAAAAGUUCAAGUUGCAAAAUAUUUCAGGAGAAAUAAUUUUAAAUGUGAGCGCAACUUACGUGCAGCUGUUUGAAUAACAGCAGCUUAUCAGAAAAUAAGGCUGGAAUAAAGUCGACUAAUUUUGUGAAAAGGAUAUAAUUUUUGAUCUGAAUAAAUGUACAAAGACAUUGGAAAGCAAAGGUAGACUGUUAUAAAUGGAACAUGGCUACCAAAGAAUCAUUUCGUGAAAGACAAAUGCAAGAAUUGGAAGCUAUCAAGUCCAUUUUCGGCAAUGAUGUAGAGGAUUUAAGACCGGACAUUAAGAAUACCACACCUUCGCAAUGGAAACCCACUGACAUACGUAUUAUGCUAACGCCGUUGAGGGACUCUUCUGGGUCAUCGGAGGUUUAUGUUAGAACAAAACUACAUAUAAUCUGCCCGUCGAAGUAUCCCAAAGUGGCACCAAAAAUAUUUCUUGAAGAUACUAAAGGAAUUUCUGAUCAACUGAUUGAAGAACUUUUAAUGGAACUACAGCAACAAUCGCUUAUGUUGCGCGGUGAGGUAAUGAUCUUUGAGUUAGCUCAGUCGGUGCAAGCUUUUCUAUUAAAACAUAAUAAGCCACCCCGCGGUUCUUUUUACGACGAAAUGCUGCAACAAAAACAACAACGAGAACAAGAACUUUUGGAUUUACAAAAACAACGUGAAACUUUAGAAAGACAAAAUCGUAUUGAUGAAGUCGAGAAACGUAAAGAAAUGUUUAAAUCGGAGGCGAAGCGUAGGGAACCACGGCGCAGUAUGAGUGAAUCAAAUCGGCAUGCUAGCUCUUCUGAAAGCUCCGAAAAUUCUUCGCCCUUUCAUAGGGGAUAUAUGUACCCAACAAAAUGUGCAGAACAUCGUAAUAGUGAUAAUUUAUAUUUUCAUAAGGUCGGUCGUCAAAUCAGAAGGGGAUGCUGCUUGGGACACUCUCAAAAGGGCUGCAUAGCUUACACCGGCAUAGAUAUGGAUUCUGGCCAGUUAUUAUAUAUUACUGAAUGGAAUAUUAAAUAUUCUCAAAUCGAACAGCAUUGCGCUAAUGGAGGUGGAAAAUGUUUUUGGCUUUCUUCGGAACACAAAUGUUCUGGGAAUCACCGUGUUGAUGAUGUUAUAGCUUCCAUAGAAAAACAAGUGGCUUCCUUGUCUCAGCUCCACCAUAAAAACCUCAUCCAAUACGAAUGUGUGCACUGCAUUAAACGCAAAGAAGGGCUGCUCAUAUAUUUGGUGCAGGAUUUUGUUUUGGGUACAAGCGUUUUUAGCAUUUCCUCUUCACUGGGCUGGUGUAUGGACGGUGUAAGAGGGUUGGCAAAGGGGAUUUUAGACGCUUUAGUAUUUUUACAUAACAGAGGUGUUUCACAUAGUCAUUUGUUGGACUCGACUGUAUUCAUGGACAAUACUGGCACCAUAAGAUGUUCAGAUUUUUCUUUGGUACCAAAUCUCUUGGAGCUUAUAGGUGGCUCAGGGGAAAGAUCGACGCAAGGUGAUUUACCAGCGCUAGGAGCUUUGAUUGACAGUCUUAUGACAACACGUACCUUUGAAAUGAGAGAUUUCGUGGAAAAAUGCAAUUCAGAUCGCACUUUAUCAGCCUCUGAGCUAUUGGAACAUCCUUUUCUACGGUCCUCUUUAUUUAACAAUGAAGAAAAAGAAAAUGUUUUAUUAGCGAAGGCUUCAGUAAAUCUUAAUACUCAACUUAAAUUAAAGACGAACGCACUGCCUCCCCUGAACAUAAUACAACGUCAAGAGACAUUAGCAGUUGCACCCUUGACUAUACCUUCAUUGCCAUCUAGUCAAUCGCGUUUGCGUACUGAAUUUGAGGUUCUGAUGUAUUUAGGUAAAGGGGCUUUCGGUGAUGUUUUAAAGGUGCGCAAUAUACUAGAUAAUCGAGAGUACGCCAUAAAACGAAUACCGUUACCCGCGCGUAGCAGACAAUUGUACAAGAAAAUGACACGAGAAGUGGAGCUAUUAUCGCGCUUAAACCACGAGAAUGUGGUACGUUACUUUAACAGUUGGAUUGAAAGUGUAAAUGAAGAGGACAUGAAAGAAAUGGACCACCUGUUGGCAGGUGACUGGUCGCUAAGUCAUGAGAGCAUUAAGCCUCCAAAGUCUCCACGCGCUUUAAAAUCAGAGGAAAUGGAUACUGGAGAUUCCUCUAGUCUCUGGAAUGACUACAUGCCUAGCAUGGAUUCUGAUUCCGAUGGUAUUGAAUUUGUUGACUCUAAUGGCGAAAUUGCUGUGUACGACGACGAAGACAAAGAUGAUAUGGCAGACUGUGAUUUAACUUCGAAAGCAAUAUCACCUAAACCACUAAUGCAAAUUAUGUACAUUCAAAUGGAAUUUUGUGAGAAGUGCACUCUACGCACUGCUAUCGACGAUAAUUUAUUUCAAAAUACUGACCGGUUAUGGCGAUUGUUCCGCGAAAUUGCCGAAGGUCUCUCGCACAUCCAUCAGCAAGGAAUCAUACAUCGCGAUUUAAAGCCGGUUAAUAUAUUUUUAGAUUCCCAUGAUCAGAUAAAAAUCGGCGAUUUCGGUUUAGCCACAACUAGUUUUUUGGCCUUGCAAUCACACGUUGAGUCCAUGCAACCAACGCAAACGUCGCACAUUACCUCCACUGAAGAUGGCACUGGUACUGGUAAAGUUGGAACGACAUUAUACGUAGCUCCAGAAUUGACAGGAAACGCAUCAAAAUCAACUUAUAAUCAAAAGGUAGAUAUGUACACAUUAGGCAUAAUAUUAUUUGAAAUGAGUCAGCCACCCUUCGCGACAAGUAUGGAAAGAGCGCAGACAAUAAUUAAUUUACGUAGCCCAAACAUAAUUGCACCCAAUGCAAUGAUAAACGACAGCAAAUUAGAAAAAACUAUUAAGCUUUUGCGUUGGUUGUUAAACCAUGAUCCAGCGCAAAGACCAACGGCCGAAGAGCUGUUAGCUUCUGAUCUGGUGCCUCCAGCUCAAUUAGAGGCCAGCGAAUUACAAGAAAUGCUAAAGAAUGCUCUCGCCAAUCCGCAGAGCAAAGCUUACAAACAUAUUGUGGCCCGCUGUUUCCAACAAGAAAGCGAUGAAAUACUUGAACAUACUUAUCACCUGGGUGCUAGUCGUAGCAUGAAAUCGUGGAAUAAUCCUAUUGUAUUGGAUUGUUUGAUUACUUUAAGUCCACUUAUGGAAUUUGUCAAAGCUAAAGUAGUAUCAAUCUUCCGAAAGCAUGGAGCGAUUGAAAUUGAUACACCUCUACUGUCGCCGCUUACCCGUCACACCAACCAUCACUGGUGCAAUCCCGUACGUCUAAUGACUCACUCCGGCUGUGUAGUAGUACUACCAAGUGAUCUGCGUUCCCAAUUUGCUCGACAUGUGGCCAUGAGUGGGAUUAACAUGAUGAGACGUUAUUGCGUGGGUCGAGUAUACCGAGAGGAGAAAGUUUUCAAUUUCCAUCCCAAACAGAAUUACGAAUGUGCUUUCGACGUCAUCUCACCACAUUCCGCCAGUCAUUUAGUUGAUGCUGAACUUUUAUCUUUGGCUAAUGAAAUUCUUAUCGAUAGUCCCCACUUGCGAGAAAAGAACGUUUUGAUACGCAUGAACCACACUAAUCUUUUGAAAGCAAUUCUGUUAUAUUGCAAUGUACCCAAAGCCAUGUAUAGCGAUUUGUUCGCCAAUAUAUUGGACUUCAUUGAGGGACGUAUAUCAAAGUUCCAAUUCCAUUCGAGUAUAAACGUUAUCAUGGAAAAAACUCGUUGUUCAGCAACAGCUUUAAUGGACUUGCUGUUAGCCAGCUUUCAAGUAAGUGGUAAAAACAGUGGUGACGAUUCUUCUUUAAAGUCUUUGGUAAGAGGUAAAGGGGAAGCGGCUUCUUUAGCUAAAGGCGCUUUAAGAGAAAUAGAGACGGUUGUAUUAUUGGCACAAAGCCUGGGAGUGAAAUUUCCCAUCCAUGUUUUUGCUGGCCUCCCAAUCAGUUAUGAACGCGCCAGUAAUGGCGGCAUUGUCUGGCAGCUUAUAGCAGAUCUAAAACCAAAUCGCUCUUCACGUCCUGCGGUUCUGGCAGUAGGCGAACGCUACGACGGUAUGUUAAAUGAAUUUCAAAAGCAGGCUCAAGCUUUUAACACAAAUGUCGCUGCGAAUCGCAAUAUAAGUGGUGCCGGCUUAUCGUUCUCACUUGAUAAAUUAGUUCUGGCAAUUGGCGCAGAAGACUCACGUAAAUGUCGUACAAUUGAUGUGGCUGUGUGCGUGAGUGGAUCUCGUCCACCUCUGAAAGAUGUGACAUAUAUAAUGCAUUUACUUUGGACUGUGGGCAUACCGUGCUCUUUCGUCGAAUCUAUUACAGGUGGAAGUGACGAAGCACAAGAUUUUGCUAAAUUGGGCGUUAAUCAUAUAAUAUUAGUAGCAGAAAACGGUGCCUUACGCAUACGUUCAUGGGACCGAGAACGUUUCCAAGAACGUCAAGUAACACGUACCGAAUUGGUAGAUUUCAUACAGAAGAUACGACGCAAUGAAAUGAUGUCACCUCCUUUCCAUGAGUAUUGCCCACAGUUAUCGCACGGUGGUGGAAAUGCCAACAGCAUUGGCGCAAGCGGUGGCAGUAAUGUAAGUCAUGGCAGUUUAAGUGGGAGAGGAGAUAGUGCUUUAAAUACCAGCUCUGCAUGUACAAAUAUUAAAAAUUUUCAUAAUUCAAGCUUGAGUAAUUUACCGAGUAUUCAAGUAACAUUUAUGACCCAUGACAAGUUGACGUCCAACUAUAGAAGACGUUACGAGAAUCAGGCUCAAUCUGUUAGUAAUAAUAAAAUUGGAGAAAAGAUAAAUGAAAUUUAAGCAAAUAUUUGCAUAAAAUUUGCAAAUUGCAUCAACAACACAUUUUCAAAGAUAUUCAAGAUUCGUAACUAAAAGUUUGUUGUUUCACUUAAGAGAAAAAUGUCUACUUAACGAUGGAUUAAAGUGCAUUUUAUGUAUGAACGAAUACAGAAAACUCUUUUCGCAUUUGUUAUACACAUAUUGAUAAAAUAUUUUUACAACGGCAUCAGCAUUAACAUCAGCAAAAAUCAGCAAAAUUCUAUCGUUAUUAGAGAUCGAGAACCCACAACGCACACAAAGUAAAAUAAGAGCAGGAGGUAAGUAAAUUAUUAAAGAAAUUUUUGUUAUAUAAAUACUGGCGAGGGCUGUAUUCAAGUUUGCCAUUUGUUUUUCGUAAUGGGAGAAAACUACCCAAAGUUAAGCUGAAGAAAUUUUAUUUUCUCAAACAAAUUGAAAUGUUUUUGAUGCAAGUCUAGAUAAAUAUAUCUUCCUCUUUUGAUGAAUUUUAAUUCGUUUAAGUGUUAGGUAAAAAUAAGCGAAGAAAUUUAAAACAUGUAAAUAAUCAACAAGCACACCUACAUACAUACAUACAUACAUAUAUAUAUAU